AUGCUUGGGACGAUGCUUCCGAUUGCAUGCUUGCUCUUUCUCAGCGCGUUACCGGUCCACGCUGCUUUCUCGGACUUCUAUUUUGCAGGCAACAACGGAAGUUCAAGCGAAAGGAGAACGUGUCCCGGCUCCUCUUUUGCCUGUGAACCUCCCAAUGUUUGUGCCUACGACGACCGCUUAACAAAAUGGUAUUGCUGCGACGCAGGUGCUGCCGAUGCAGUCUGCUGGGGACCCAAUGUCGCCUGUGAUGGGGGAGAUAGACGUACACCCUCUGGUAGUCAACAGGUCUGCUCGUCUGGAUCGAAUGCUUUCUGUUGUUUGAAGUCGAGUGAGAUCUGUACAGAGAGAGCAAACCAGGUCAAUAUUUGCUGGAGCACUCUCAAGGAUCCAGUCGCCCUUCUCAAUGCGACGGUAGUGAACGAAACAGCGCAAUCGCUCAUAUCCGCCCGCCCGUCUGCCGCUAAAUAUCCCAUUAGCUUAUCGGAUCUACAAGCAUUGUCCUCGACCACGGCGACUCCCUCCUCCGCAACUCCAAGUCCUUCCGGGAACCCUCCCUCCUCUUCCGUUGCGCCGCCCGUGUCAGCCGCAGCAACCGCUUCCUCUCCUUCCUCGCCCACAUCUACAGCCCAGAACAAUGGCGGUUCAGGUCUCUCAAGUGGCGCAAUAGGCGGCAUCGUUGGUGGAGUUAUUGGCGGGCUGGCAUUAGUUGGUAUUGCUGGACUUCUGCUAUGGCGGAGAAAGCGAAACAGCAAGAGCAACCCAUAUGAGCCGGCUAAUGCGCACUCUCCAACACCAUACUCAGCAAACCAUGCGGUGGAGAUGGACGCGAAUCAGACCUACUUAAACGCGCCGGCAACGGAGAAAUAUGGACAGGAAGUUGGACCCAUGGUUGAAGUACCUGCGGAUCGGGCUCCAGCUGAAUUAGGUCCAAGACAAUAAUACAACGACUAGUAUGAAAGGGAUGAAUUGGAGCUCGUGAUGUUGACGGAAUAAGUGAACUAUACCUCUUUCUCAAAUUCUUGUUAGUGCAAUAAUAGGCUUUUGAUCAUUUACCUUGCAACUCUCUGCGAAUCUCACUGCACUCUCCUCGCAAAACACACGCUCUGUCGAAUAAGAAUUUGUAAGGGGCUAGACCCCAGCGGCUGUAUCGAUGACGAUACACAGAUGACUGAUCAAGAGAUGCCUUGUAACAGAGUGGAUUUGAC
This is a messenger RNA of Pyrenophora tritici-repentis Pt-1C-BFP, 1205 nucleotides long. The record is from RefSeq and is a predicted model, not a curated record. NCBI's taxonomy places the organism in Eukaryota, Fungi, Ascomycota, Dothideomycetes, Pleosporales, Pleosporaceae.